This is a messenger RNA of Entelurus aequoreus (snake pipefish), 1062 nucleotides long. It is a transcript of the gene cbx3a, whose product is annotated as chromobox homolog 3a (HP1 gamma homolog, Drosophila). Gene Ontology annotation, molecular function: chromatin binding. Bases 67 to 699 code for a protein of 210 amino acids. NCBI's taxonomy places the organism in Eukaryota, Metazoa, Chordata, Actinopteri, Syngnathiformes, Syngnathidae. The transcript is spliced from 5 exons. Gene Ontology annotation, cellular component: nucleus; pericentric heterochromatin. Gene Ontology annotation, biological process: negative regulation of transcription by RNA polymerase II; chromatin organization. The record is from RefSeq and is a predicted model, not a curated record.
CGACGCACUUUUCCCCUCGCCGGCUUCCGUCGAAGGCCAGAUGCUUAAGCUAGCUUUUUGGCGCCUAUGCUGGCUACUACGGAUAAAGACGCCGACCGCGUGUUGCUGAGUCGCCGCCGUACGAGCUCACCGAGUGGUUUUUAUCCAAGCUUUAAAGAGCACAGCAUGGGCAAGAAGCAGAAUACCAAGAGUAGGAAGGAUUCACAGGGGGGGCAGGGCGGACAAGAGGAACCUGAGGAAUUUGUGGUGGAAAAAGUUCUGGACCAGCGUAUUGCGAAUGGCAAAGUGGAGUUCUUCCUCAAGUGGAAAGGAUUUACAGAAGCCGACAACACCUGGGAGCCGGAGGACAACCUGGACUGCCCGGAGCUGAUCAACGCAUUUCUGGAGUCGCAGAAGAACAUCACGGAGAACCCCGCCUCUCUGAAGAGAAAGGCGUCGACGGACGAGCCGGAAAUGGACGCGAAAAAGAAAGCCGCGUCUGACAAACCCAGAGGCUUCGCAAGGAACCUUGAGCCCGAGAGGAUCAUCGGCGCAACAGACAGCAGCGGGGAGUUAAUGUUCUUGAUGAAAUGGAAAGACUCGGACGAAGCGGACCUGGUCCCGGCCCGCGAGGCCAACACCAAGUGCCCUCAGGUGGUCAUCUCCUUCUACGAGGAGAGACUAACGUGGCACUCCUGCCCAGAGGACGAGGCCCAGUAGUGGCUCCUUCUGGACCUCCUCCAAUCCCCCUGGGCUCCCCAUUCCUCAGGACUGACUCUCCUUUGUUGGCCUGGCCGUAUACUUUUUAGCUGUCCUAGUUUUUGUUUGACCUUUUUGCAGGAUUUGUACCGUUUGCCAAGCACGCCGACAUCGGAGAGCACCCAUGUUGCGCACAAUAAAUACCAGUCUUCAGUCUGAAGGACGCCCCUCCUCGUGGAACAAUCAGUCAUGGUGACGCGCAUUUUCUCGUUAACCUCGCCAUGUCAUUCAAAAGGAAAUGUUUUGUUUGUGUCCCACUGUUUUUGUUUCUAUAAUAUUUUGUGUAAAUGUUGCUUCAUUUCAAAUAAAGUUUUUUGACCAAAU